AUGGCUCGCUCAUCAAGUAUCGAUUUAGAUUCGCCAGAUCGACCAUUUGACAACAUCAUCAACUUCCGAGAUGUUGGUCGAACUAUCAAUCAGUUCUGUGGUACACAGAUCUUAAAAGAGGGUGUUCUCUUUCGCAGUGCCAGGCCGGAUGAUGCAUCAGAACGAGAUACGCGGCGCAUGGCCGAAGAGUUUCAAAUAUCCACAGUCAUUGAUUUACGAUCAACGUAA
Molecule: messenger RNA, 228 nt
Organism: Penicillium odoratum
Lineage: Eukaryota; Fungi; Ascomycota; Eurotiomycetes; Eurotiales; Aspergillaceae
Exons: 3
Coding region: 1-228 (75 amino acids)
Molecular function (GO): phosphoprotein phosphatase activity
Source: RefSeq, a predicted model, not a curated record